AUGGGACGGCGGGGCGAGACGGCGGUGGUCCCCAUUGACGUGGCUUCCGGCGGCGGCGGCGGGCGAGGCGAGGAGCGGCCCAAGAGCGAGCGCCACCGGAGCCACGGCCCCGGCCGCCACGGCCAGCACCGGAGCCGCCCGCCGCCGCCGCCCCCGCCGGCGUUCCGGCCGUUCCGGCGGUGGUUCCCGUUCCUUGUGCCGCUCUUCAUCGUCGCCAACAUCGUCCUCUUCGUGCUCACCAUGUACGUCAACGACUGCCCCGCGCACGCGCGGGCCACCGGCGCCGCGAUAGGGGGAUCAGUCGGCGAGAGCGCCACCGCGCAGGGCUGCUUGCUCGCGCCCGAGCUCGGGAGGUUCGCGUUCCAGUCGUUCAAGGAGAACCCGCUCGUCGGACCUUCCUCCGCCACGCUGUUGGAAAUGGGGGCACUUGAAACCAGUAAAGUUACCAAAGAUCACGAAGGCUGGCGCCUCAUUACAUGCAUUUGGUUGCAUGCUGGAGUCGUCCACAUACUCGCUAACAUGUUGAGUCUCUUGAUGAUCGGAAUCAGGCUUGAGAAGGAAUUUGGUUUCAUAAGGAUUGGUACACUGUAUGUGAUCUCUGGUGUUGGUGGCAGCUUGCUGUCUUCUCUAUUUAUGGUGUCAAAUAUAUCUGUCGGUGCGUCAGGUGCACUAUUUGGACUAUUGGGCUCGAUGCUGUCAGAGCUCAUAACAAAUUGGACGAUAUAUGAGAACAAGUUUGCAGCACUCUUGACUCUAGUUAUGAUCAUUGUCAUCAACUUAGCUGUUGGGAUCCUUCCACAUGUUGACAACUUCGCUCACCUUGGAGGAUUUAUGUCAGGGUUCUGUCUUGGUUUUGUGCUGCUAAUACGACCACAGUUUGGAUAUAUUAACCAAAAGAACUCUCCUCUUGGAUUUCCCACGGGCGUAACUAAACGGAAGUUCAAGACAUAUCAAAUCAUACUUUUGGUUAUUGCUACAGUGAUGCUAGUUUCUGGGUAA
Messenger RNA from Miscanthus lutarioriparius, 999 nucleotides. NCBI's taxonomy places the organism in Eukaryota, Viridiplantae, Streptophyta, Magnoliopsida, Poales, Poaceae. The record is from the annotation of a GenBank genome assembly.